Messenger RNA from Brassica oleracea var. oleracea, 984 nucleotides. RefSeq lists its product as uncharacterized. Gene Ontology annotation, molecular function: zinc ion binding. The record is from RefSeq and is a predicted model, not a curated record. The coding region runs from base 1 to 984 and encodes 327 amino acids. The transcript has 3 exons. Lineage: Eukaryota; Viridiplantae; Streptophyta; Magnoliopsida; Brassicales; Brassicaceae.
AUGCUUUUGAAGUUCAUACCCAACACAGAAAAUGUUGUUUUCAUAUCUGACAGACACUCUUCAAUAUACCACGGCAUAUCAAAGGUUUUCCCGGCAGCUAGACAUUUUGCUUGCGUGUUGCAUCUCAAACGCAACAUAAGAACUUCUUUUAAGAACAAGCAUCUUUGCUAUUUGGUGGGAAAAGCAGCACGAGCAUAUCAUCUAUCCGAGUUCUAUACAGCAUUCAACGAAAUCAAGACCAUCAAUCCUUCUUGUGCUGACUACCUGAUUGGUAUUGGUUUUGAACAUUGGGCGAGAUCUCAUUUCCCAGGAAAUCAAUACAACAUUAUGACAAGCAAUGUUGCUGAGUCAUGGAACGCUGUUCUUCGUGAAGCUAGGGAGCUCCCAAUAAUGCCUUUGCUUGAGUAUAUAAGGUCAAAACUGAUGACCUGGUUUGCCGAACGUCGCAAUGUUUCCAAGCGGGAAAGAGGACGUAUAACCCCGAGAGUGAGUGAAAUUGUUCAAGCUAAUUUUGAAGAGAGUGGAGGCUUGCAUGUGAGCACGAUCAACAACAUGGAGUUCGACGUGAAGGAGAAGAAUGGAACAUCUUUCCACGUAAACCUCAACACAAAGACUUGUAGUUGUUUCUCCUUUCAGACAUUGAUGAUCCCUUGCGCACAUGCAAUCGCAGCAGCCAUAACUGAGAAAAUCAGCGUGGAGUCUCUUGUUUCUGACAUUUACAUUUUGGAUAAGCUAGCUUCUGCCUAUACGGAUGUUGUGUAUCAAAUAACUGAUGCGGUAUGUGGAAUAGAGCAAAUUGUUGAAGGUGGUACUGGAAAUUUGAAAAUCUUCCCUCCAGUAACUAAACGACCUCCUGGCCGACCACGUAAAAGUCGCAUUUUAUCCACCGGAGAAAUAAGGAUGAAAACACCAAGCAAGAGGCAUUUUUGUAGCCGCUGCAAGAAGACGGGCCACAAUCGAGCAACAUGCAAGGUUGCUAUAUAA